Messenger RNA from Misgurnus anguillicaudatus (oriental weatherfish), 2302 nucleotides. NCBI's taxonomy places the organism in Eukaryota, Metazoa, Chordata, Actinopteri, Cypriniformes, Cobitidae. The record is from RefSeq and is a predicted model, not a curated record.
GCCUUUUCCAGUCUUGUCAACUAACAUUUGUUCCUACAAAACUUGGGUUAGUUAAGCUGAAUUAUUUUAUCUUUUUCAGCAUCAUUCGUCUGCACAGUCAACAUGCAACAAGGAAGGCUGAGCUUCAUUUUCUUGUUGGUGCUGCUUUGCCAAAGUGGUGUCAUAGCCGUGGACCUCACUACCUGUGAAGGAGACACUGCUCAACUUAGCUGUGAUUUAACAUCUAAGGUAAUCGUCUGUGAAUCAGACACUGCCAAUCUCCAUUGUGACGAGGGGCGCAUUAGUGUGCUUUCUGCCAAUUAUGGGCGUAGAAGCAACGCAAUCUGCUCCAGCGGAAAACCAGCCAACCAGAUCUCAAAUGUUCAAUGCACCCAGAGUUCAUCCCUAAGUUUGGUGGCCAGACGAUGUGAUGGACAAAAAGAUUGUUCCGUUCCUGCGAGUAACUCAGUUUUCGGUGAUCCAUGUGGAGGAACUUACAAAUAUCUGGAUGUGUCCUACAUCUGUAUACCAUCAGGGGCAAUAAAACAGACACAGAUUUCUUGUGAGGGAGGCACAUUCAGUAUCAACUGUAACAAUAUGUUUAUUAAAGUGCUUUCUGCCAAUUAUGGGCGAACAAACAGUGCAACUUGCUCUACUGGAAAACCAGCUAGUCAGACCUCAAACAUUCAGUGCACCCAGAGUUCAUCCCUAAGUGUGCUGACCAAUUUGUGUGACGGAGUGCACACUUGUUCAGUUUCUGCAAAUAAUGCAGUUUUUGGUGAUCCCUGUGGAGGAACUUACAAAUACUUGAACAUGUCCUACAUUUGUUACCCAAACAAGCAGUAUAUAAAAGUGUGUGCUGCCACUUAUGGGCGUACAGAUGAUGAAACCUGCUCUACUGGAAAAACAGCUGGUCAGAUCUCAAAUGUUCUUUGUGAUCAGAGUUCAUCUCUAAGUGUGGUGGCCAAUCGAUGUGAUGGACAAAAAACUUGUUCCGUUCCUGCAACUAACGUAGUUUUCGGGGAUCCCUGUGUAGGAACCUACAAAUACCUGGAUGUGUCCUACACCUGUGGCUCAACUCAUUCGUCUUAUUCAGCGGCAUUCAUCUCCCCAGUCAACAUGCAACAAGGAAGGCUGAGCUUCAUUUGCUUGUUGGUGCUUCUUUGCCAAAGUGGUGUCAAAGCCACGGACCUCACCACCUGUGAAGGAGACACUGCUCGACUCACCUGUGAUUUAACAUCACAGGUAAUUGCCUGUGAAUCAGACACUGCAAGUCUCCAUUGUGGUGACGAGGGGCGCAUUCGAGUGCUUUCUGCCAAUUAUGGACGUACAAACAGUGCAACCUGCUCCAGUGGAAAACCAGCCAACCAGAUCUCAAAUGUUCAAUGCACUCAAGAUUCAUCCCUUGGUGUGCUGGCCAGUCGAUGUGAUGGACAAAAAGAUUGUUCCAUUUCUGCAAGUAACACAGUUUUCGGUGAUCCAUGUGGAGGAACUUACAAAUAUCUGGACGUGUCGUACAUCUGUAUACCAUCAGGUGCAAUAAUACAAAGACGGACCACUUGUGAGGGAGACACAUUCAGUAUCAACUGUAACGAUAUGUUUAUUAAAGUGCUUUCUGCCAAUUAUGGGCGAACAAACAGUGCCACCUGCUCUACUGGACGACCGGCUAACCAGAUCUCAAACGUUCAAUGCACUCAGAGUUCAUCCCUAAGUGUGCUGACCAAUCUGUGUGAUGGAGCGCACACUUGUUCAGUUUCUGCAAAUAAUGCAGUUUUUGGUGAUCCCUGUGUAGGAACUUACAAAUACUUGAACAUGGCCUACAUUUGUCACCCCAACCAUCAGUAUAUAAAAGUGUGUGCUGCCACUUAUGGGCGUACAAACAAUGAAACCUGCUCUACUGGACGACCCGGUGGUCAGAUCUCGAAUGUUCUGUGCGCUCCGAGUUCAUCUCUUAGUGUGGUGGCCACUCGAUGUGAAGGACAAAAAGCUUGUUCUGUUCCUGCAACUAACACAGUUUUUGGAGAUCCCUGUGUAGGAACCUACAAAUACCUGGAUUUGUCUUAUAGCUGUGGCCCAAACCCAGCAUCUCCGACCUAGACGUGUGAACAUCGUCAGAAAUCGUCUCUAUCGUACAAGGAUGUGAAGAUCUUGUGGUUCAUUUAUUCAACUGUUUUUAUGAGAUUUGAGCAUGCUUCAAACAUUGUUAGACUGCCGUUGUUUAAUAUCUGGAAUCAGUGAAUGUUUGUCACAAUUACCUUGAAUCACAAAUUCUGUGCUAAUGUAACCAACUUUGCCUGUACAAUAAAUUGCAUUCAAAUCCAAA